UGGUCGGCCAUAUUGAUUUUCAGAAUCCAUGGAGCUCGGAAUAUUAGGCACAUCUUGACUGGAUUUGUGAUAAAUUUGGGACAUGUACCUCCUAACGGACCUAGUACAUCGAAACAGGGAUUUCAUAGGAGUGUCGGUGGAGUUUUUCACGCGGAGAGCUGCGUGUUUUAUCCCUGUAGACAACAGCUAGCUAACCCGUUGUAAGUUAGCCAGAGUCAGUUGAUAUACUGGACAUCUGUGCGACUUGUCCCUUGUCCCUGUAAUGACCGCCAUGUCAUCACGCACCCCCGUGCUCUCCACAGUACACGAAGAUCGAAGGCAUGGUCACGGAGAUGAUUCAAACACGUCGUCAUCGAGAAGUCGGAGUACAAGAACGGCCGACGACCAACCACAUGUUGGUCGAUACCGCCUCAUCAAAACUAUUGGAAAGGGGAACUUUGCAAAGGUUAAACUCGCAAAGCAUAUACCCACGGGGAAAGAGGUGGCAAUCAAAAUUAUUGAUAAAACGCAACUAAAUCCAAGUAGUCUUCAGAAGAAAUAUGGACAAGGGAAAAAGCUGACUGACCAGUCCAGUGAAAUAACAAGCUUACUGGUCCUGUUGGCCAGUCACUAA
Molecule: messenger RNA, 613 nt
Organism: Asterias rubens (European starfish)
Lineage: Eukaryota; Metazoa; Echinodermata; Asteroidea; Forcipulatida; Asteriidae
Product: MAP/microtubule affinity-regulating kinase 3-like
Exons: 5
Coding region: 263-613 (116 amino acids)
Biological process (GO): intracellular signal transduction; microtubule cytoskeleton organization; protein phosphorylation
Cellular component (GO): cytoplasm
Molecular function (GO): protein serine/threonine kinase activity; tau-protein kinase activity; ATP binding
Source: RefSeq, a predicted model, not a curated record